Messenger RNA from Echinostoma caproni, 786 nucleotides. The record is from the annotation of a GenBank genome assembly. NCBI's taxonomy places the organism in Eukaryota, Metazoa, Platyhelminthes, Trematoda, Plagiorchiida, Echinostomatidae.
GAAGCUCGUGCAGAGUUGAAUGUUCUCGUUCAAAUCGGGUUCGGUUUUACACUGCGUAAAUUCAGUGCCAACCGAGCCCGACGAACUCGUUCGCAUCAUCUCAAUCCGUCAGUGAAGACACGCAUUCCGAAGCGAUCUAUUCACCAUCGGCUGCGUCCUGACGCGGAUUGUCGAGCCGACUCUAUCCAUCCGCAGCACUUGCUCACCUGUCUCGGAUUAAUUUCACCUAACCCCAUGGGUGUGCUAAUCCCCUUGGCACCGGCCGGAAAUAUGACACAAUAUUUGGUUCAUGUGCGACAGAGUCUAGAUCGUGGUCAGACUGAUUCACGUUGGAGUACCGGCACCCGGACUGCACAUCCCAUGCACCCGAUCACAAUGAUGCUGAUUAUUCAUCAACUUACCUCGGCGCUCGCGCAUUUACACAGCAUGCAUAUAGUACAUCGCGAUGUGAAAUCGGAUAAUUUGUUGGUCUGGGCGAUCCCGGCCCCUUGGACACCUUCACCAUCGGAUACCAGUGUGGAUUUACUCGAUCCACGAGGUGUCUCUGUGGUCCUGACGGACUACGGGGCCAGUCAGCUGCAAUGCCCGACUGAAGGAUGUCGUGGUUAUGUGGGUACACCCGGUUACAUGGCUCCGGAAAUUUUGCGGUAUUUGGGCGAAGAAUCGUACACAGAAAAGGUAAUCACUGUACGUGUGUGUGUGUGUGUGUGUGUGUGUGUGUGUGUGUGUGUGUGUGUGAAUACGGAUACUUACGGCUUCUGCCGUGGCUAUACUAUGUUAGUAUAG